AUGAAUGUCACACUUGAGGCAGAAGGACUCAAUGUGAAACUAGUCACAGAAUGGCUACUGCUUACGAUGGCUAUAACUAAUGCUUUCGUACGGGUACUGAACUCCAGCGCCCGACAUAGGAUUUUGUCAACCCAUAAUGUCCUAAAAGCACGUCAGUUCAGUGUGUCACCGCUCUAUAAGGUUGUAACAUCACCACAGCACCUGUUCGCCUAUGGGGCUAAUGAUGAAGUCACACGUCUUGCGGCUAGUCGCCGUCGGCCAUUAACUCUUGCAGAUUUGCUCAAACACGGUCGUCCGCCAUUAUCGAAGGAUGCUCUCCUCGCAUCGGCGAAUUUUACGCUUUCGCUUCUCCCUGCUCGACUCGCAUCUAGAAUCGAAGCUCUAAGAAACCUCCCAUUUAUUGUCGUUUCGAAUCCCCACGUUUCAAAGAUCUACAAUAAUUAUCUUCACUCCUUGUCAACCCUUCUCCCGUACCAGCAACGGCAGGUAACGACACUCGAGGCAGAGAAACACUUCGCGGAGGUACUGGCGGAUUUAGUCCAUACUCAUACGAAUACCAUUCCCGUACUUGCGCGCGGAUUUCUUGAAUGCCGCCGAUAUAUCGACUCGGCGGAGGUGACUCGGUUCCUUGACACCCACCUUCGGGCGAGAAUCGGCACUCGGCUGAUAGCUGAGCAACACUUGGCGCUUCAUUUUGCUUCACAACCAGUCACUGAUGAUGGCCGUCCGCCGAAGAGCACAGCACCAUCGAACUAUAUAGGUGUCAUCGACACUGCUCUGCAGCCGGCACGCAUUGUCAAGCUCUGUGAGGAUUUUGUCGGAGAAAUCUGCGAAUUGAAAUAUGGCGUCCGCCCACGGCUCACCAUUGGUGGACAACCGGACGCUACCUUUGCGCAUGUUCCUGUCCAUGUAGAGUACAUACUCACGGAACUGUUGAAGAAUGCGUUCAGAGCUGUGGUUGAGUCGGGGAAUGAACGUGAGCCUAUUGAGGUGACCAUCGCCGCUGCACCUGACGUCCCGAGCAACCAUGUACUCGGGCCAUGUUCACCAUCAUUGGGAACUCAGCCCCAUCAACCUGACUCUGAUGUUGGAUUUGAGAGGGACAGCGUCGCUGGAACCGCAGAUGCGAACGAGUCAAUCAAACAUUCGUCCCCCUCCACGCAAAGCAUUACGAUCAGAAUUCGGGACAGAGGGGGUGGGAUCCCUCCCGAAAUUCUGCCAAAUAUUUGGUCCUAUAGCUUUACCACUUUCUCCGAUCUCGACCUGCAGGGAUCGGAAAACGGAAACAUGGAUGCUUUGAAUGCCAUGUCUUCCAGCAGUGGUCACUUGAGUAGCAUUGCAGGACUUGGGUACGGAUUGCCAUUAAGCAGGGCCUACGCUGAGUACUUUGGUGGUAGUAUUGCCGUACAGAGCCUUUGGGGCUGGGGAACCGACGUCUAUCUGACUCUACAAGGAGUUGGAAAGGUCGGUUGA
Molecule: messenger RNA, 1473 nt
Organism: Aspergillus alliaceus
Lineage: Eukaryota; Fungi; Ascomycota; Eurotiomycetes; Eurotiales; Aspergillaceae
Product: alpha-ketoacid dehydrogenase kinase family protein
Exons: 2
Coding region: 1-1473 (490 amino acids)
Biological process (GO): regulation of glucose metabolic process; protein phosphorylation
Cellular component (GO): mitochondrion
Molecular function (GO): pyruvate dehydrogenase (acetyl-transferring) kinase activity
Source: RefSeq, a predicted model, not a curated record